AUGUGUUUUACAGCAACGAAAUGGGCCUUUCACACUUGUGGGGCAGUUGGUUCAGAGGGGCCCACCCCAACCCAGUGUACCAGCUCCUAUCGGAACAGCAAUGUCAAUGUUAAUGUGGCAACCAGAAGCCCAUUCAAAGGCAUCCAAAUCUGGAGGGUACCGGAGACUGGCAUCUACAGGAUCACAGCUUGUGGGGCGGCUGGCGGUCGCAGUGUAUUGGCCAUGACCAAGUCACAUGGUGUCCAACUCACAGCGGACUUCCUGCUUCAGAAGGGCGAGUUGCUUCAUUUCCUGGUGGGACAAAAAGGAGAGGACGCUUGCCCCAAUACCAACGGGACACUGAACAAGAUCUGUUUAGAGCAGACGCCAUUGGACAAGAAGACACAGGUCAAAGGGGGCGGAGGAGGAGGAGGAGGAGCCACCUAUGUGUUCAAGGUGGAGAGGGGUGUCCACAUGCCCCUGAUCAUCGCAGGUGGAGGUGGGGGACGUGGGUACAGCAGCCAAUCGGACAGCCAGGAUGAGUUAAUGGACGACCACGAUGUACCAGGGCGUAACGGGAAGUCUGGAGCGGCAGGUGGAGGCGGAGGUUGGAAUGACAGUAACCCUGGGUCUCAGGGUGGGAGACCCCUAAUACUUGGAGGCCAGGGGGGGAUACCCUGCCAGAAGUCGGGCUGGAAGACCGUAGGGGGCUUCGGGGGAGGGGGAGGCCCCUGUACAUCCGGUGGUGGAGGUGGGGGGUAUAGAGGUGGCAACACCUCUGAAGCAAAUGACCCAAAGCAGGACGGAGAUGACGGCUCCUCUUUCACCAACCCAGAUGGAGAGAUCUUCCUGGAUGCUCUGAAAGGGAUGGAAAGUGAUGGAGAGGUGAUCAUCUGCCCCGUGCAGAACUGUAGCCACUGUGAGACGGGCGAGUGUCAUGAGAACGAGGAGGGGACAAUAUGUUACUGUGACGAGGACCUCGUACUUGCCCCCGACGGUGUCUCUUGUGUGUCUCCCCUGCCGCCCCAGCCCUCCCUGUCCCAUCUGGCCCUGAGUCUGUCUGUGGGGACCUCAGCCCUCAUCGCUGCCCUGCUGCUAGCUGUGUCUGGAGUCAUGAUCAUGUACAGACGGAAGCACAUAGAGCUGCAGUCCAUUCAGCUGGAGCUCCAGAGCCCAGACUGUAAACUGAGCAAGCUGAGGGCCUCCACCAUCAUGACCGACUACAACCCCAACUACUGCUUCGCUGGGAAGACCGCCUCUGUCAACGACCUGAAGGAGGUGCCCCGACGCAACAUCUCCCUCACCAGGGGUCUGGGACAUGGUGCCUUCGGUGAGGUGUAUGAAGGGAUGGCAGUGGGGAUACCUGGAGAGUCCAGUCCCCUGCAAGUAGCAGUUAAGACACUCCCUGAGGUGUGCUCUGAGCAGGAUGAGCUCGACUUUCUCAUGGAGGCUCUCAUUAUCAGUAAAUUCAGCCACCAGAACAUAGUGGGGUGUAUAGGGGUGAGUCUUCAGGUCCUGCCACGCUUCAUCCUACUGGAAUUGAUGGCCGGAGGAGACGUCAAGAGUUUCCUGAGAGAGACGCGGCCCAGACUGGAGCACCCCUCUAGUCUCUCCAUGGUGGACCUGCUCAACGUGGCCAGAGAUAUCGCACAGGGAUGCCAAUACCUGGAGGAGAACCAGUUUAUACACCGGGACAUUGCAGCUCGGAACUGCCUGCUGACCACCAAAGGACAGGGGAGAGUGGCCAAGAUAGGGGACUUUGGAAUGGCCAGGGACAUUUACAGGGCGAGCUACUACAGAAAGGGUGGGCGCGCCAUGCUGCCUGUGAAGUGGAUGCCUCCCGAAGCCUUCAUGGAGGGGAUCUUCACCUCCAAAACGGACACGUGGUCCUUUGGGGUUUUGCUAUGGGAGAUCUUCUCUCUGGGCUAUAUGCCCUAUCCCAGUCGCAGUAACCAGGAAGUGUUGGAGUUUGUCACCAACGGGGGAAGGAUGGACCCUCCCAAAAACUGCCCAGGGCCCGUGUACCGAAUAAUGACACAGAGUUGGCAGCAUCAACCGGAGGACAGGCCCAACUUCUCCACCAUCUUGGAGAGGAUUGACUACUGCUUACAGGACCCCGAUGUGGUGACUGUUACCUUGCCUGUGGAAUAUGGGCCCCUCCCCGAAGAGGAGGAGCGGGUGCCCAUGCGCCCUGAGGACCCCACGGCCUCUCCCCUGCUGGUGUCCACUCAGAUGCCCGACGGGGAGGGCCCUGCACCGCCACCCUUUGCCCCCGACUCCGAGGAGAAACAAUCCAGCCAACCCCCCGAAACUGCCAAGCACCAGGUGAUGGCGCAACAACCCCAGUCCUACCCCCACCCUCAGACAUUCACCACGACCACCAUCACAGCAACCUCCUUCAUCUCCACCUCCAAGGCGCCUCCCCCCAUCUCCACCCAGCAGCCCAACCCAGAGGGGGGCCACAUUAAUCUGGCCUUCGCCCAGGGCCACCCUAAGGAUAAGGAUGGUCACAAUGGGAAGCCCACCAACCUGUGGAACCCCACCUAUGGCUCCUGGUUCAUCCAGCAGCAGCAGAGGAAGCAGCAGCAACAACAGCAGCAGCAAAGGCAGGGAGACAUGGGCAGUGGGGGUGGGGGGGUUGGAGGUGGGAGGGUGCCGGGCGAGGGGCAGGAGUACCAGGGGCGGACUGUGGCCGAGGCGGCGGGGGCCCUGGGUCUCCAGCAACAGCAGCACAAGCAGCAGCAGUUCCAGCCACCGUAUCCCUUCCAUCCGCAGCAGCAACAGCAUCAACAACAGCAGAUGCAGCUCCUGCACCACCAACAGCAGCAGCAACAGCAGGGACUCUGCAAGCCCCUCUUGCCCCCUCCGCCCCCACCCCAGGCCACCUUCUCGGAUAUCACUGCCCCUACCCCGCUCCUGUUAGAUUCUGCCACCCUCCCCCCAGUCCCCCUCUUCAGACUUCGCCACUUCCCCUGCGGGAACAUCGGCUACGGCUACCAGGAGCAAGGGUUGCCCCUGGAGGCGACCCACCACCACCACACUAACCCUGUCAACCCCCAUCCUCCCCCGUCUCCUCCUCCCCCGGCACCCGUGGCCCUCCAGAGAGGAGUGGAGGGGACCCAGCUGUCGCUGAGCUGCUCGACGACGGCCAAAGCCGAGGACAGCCGUCCGCUGCUGGUCACCAUGGGGACGGUGCAGGACCCCAGGCUGCCCCGGAUGGAGGGCCGCAAUGCCACGGUGCUUUAGCCCAACCACCAUCUUGCUUUUUGUCUCUCACCUCGGAGACCAUGUGUAUAGGCAGACAGGCGUACAGCCAGGCUAGAUGGUACACCAAGCAACAUUGUGUCAGGACAGUACCCGCUGCCUUAUGACCCCCCCCCCCCCUCUCGGUUUCAUCCACAGUUUGGAUUGACACAUUUUCACCUGGCCAAUGGUUGCGGAGUCAAACAAAUGUAAAAGAAUCUCUGAAAUGGCUGCUGAAAUACCAAUGGGCGUUAAAGUAACUGCCCAGUGUUUCCAGAUUUCUAUGAAGUAUUACUUACAAUAUGAGAGAAAUAGUUUUCCUUUCAAAAAUGGGUAAUUGAGUAUGUUAAAUAGUAGCUUUUCUGUGUUGGAAUUGUGUGUGCGUUUCCUAACAACAGAAUGGUGUGGGCUUAUACAAGUCAUAAACAAUAUUCACGUACAGUGGGGAGAACAAG
This is a messenger RNA of Salvelinus sp. IW2-2015, 3677 nucleotides long. The record is from RefSeq and is a predicted model, not a curated record. NCBI's taxonomy places the organism in Eukaryota, Metazoa, Chordata, Actinopteri, Salmoniformes, Salmonidae.